AUGGCCCAAAUCCAAGCCCCAACGGUAGAUGUGGUCCGGGCUACAGGCGCUAUUCAGCAACCCAACUAUGGCCAGCCGCCCCAGUACCAAGGGGAGGGAGAACUUCUCAAAGGUCCGUGCAGCCAAACUGAUUUCACGCUUGUUGAUGCCGGCAGCACUGUGUACUAUGGCGGCUUCGUGGGCUGCGUGAACGACAGGCCCGAGUGUUGUCCUUGGGCCGUAGGGACUCCGGCUUCGGCUGCGGCGGGGAGUGCUACUACCGACGGGGCUGCGAUCAAUGCCCGGGACAACACCGACUUCCCGACACCCGUCAACGGCGACUUGGCUGUGCUGGCGAGCUGUGCCGACGACUACUACUCCAUUUCCGGCGGGUGCUGUCCCAACGGUUUUUGGCCUUUUACCAAGGCUGUAGGUGGCAUCACGCCUUGUUGGAGUUCCGUUUCAACCGUCGAACCUCCUACCCUCACCCUUGAAAAGGACGCAAAGACGAAGGAUAAGCCGACAUCAGCCGUCGUCAACAUCGUCUGGUCCAUGCGCUUCGAGGUCGCAGAUCCUGGGGGUGGCGGGCUUUCGACGGCGGCCAAAGCAGGAAUUGGUGCAGGAGCGGGCGUUGCAGUCAUUCUCAUCGCUGGUCUUGCCAUCUGCUUGUGGAGAUCUCGCCGCAAGAACAAGAAGCUGGCCGAAGCUCAGCAACCAGCACCUCCAGCCCAAGCGCAGAUGCAGCAACAGCAGCCGCCCUUUAGCCAACCCCAAACGAUGCCACAAGCAAGUGUCAUAAACGGUCAAUACCCCCCGGGAGCCUUUCACCCAGGCAUGGCAGCAAUGCCAACGCAUCCCCCCUCAGAUCGCACCAGCACCGUGACAAGUGGGACCUCGGCAUUCCCCGCUGUCCUCAUUCCCCAGCACACGGGCACCUCUGGCGGCGGCGUGAGCGAACUCAGCUCUCAGAGCGGCCAGAACCUGUUGCACAACGGCCAGUCGGGUUACUACGCUGGAGGAGCCACCAACCCGCACAUCCCCUACGGCGGUAGGAGCGGGACGGGCAGCCCAGCGGUAGGUACUAACGGGCAGGGCUAUCCGGCACCGAUCGCGGAGGCGGAUGAGGGUCAUCAGCAGCAACAAUAUCCUCAGUAUGGCUACCAGCAUCAACAUCCGCAGCAAUAUCCGCCUCAAACACAACAACAACAACAACAACCACAACAUUACCUGACACAGCAGCAGCAGCAGUACUAUGGUGCUUCCCUGGUGCAGCAAAUGCCACCUCAAGGACAGGGGCAGGGGCCGUACUUCCCUCAUCCGCAGGCUGGAUAUGCGUACCCCCCGCAGCAACAACCAGUCCAUUCGCAGAACGUGCCCGAGAUGAGCGCCAGCAGGGAGGCGGAUCCGCCUCAGGAGGUCAUGGGUAGCCAUAUACAACAUCAUGCGGGUUAG
Chaetomium globosum CBS 148.51 is the source of this 1431-nucleotide messenger RNA. RefSeq lists its product as uncharacterized. The record is from RefSeq and is a predicted model, not a curated record. The transcript is spliced from 3 exons. Bases 1 to 1431 code for a protein of 476 amino acids. Lineage: Eukaryota; Fungi; Ascomycota; Sordariomycetes; Sordariales; Chaetomiaceae.